Molecule: messenger RNA, 2735 nt
Organism: Panonychus citri (citrus red mite)
Lineage: Eukaryota; Metazoa; Arthropoda; Arachnida; Trombidiformes; Tetranychidae
Gene: HDAC1
Product: probable histone deacetylase 1-B
Exons: 7
Coding region: 226-1848 (540 amino acids)
Molecular function (GO): histone deacetylase activity
Source: RefSeq, a predicted model, not a curated record
ACUCACUUGUUCCUGGUUGAUCCUCAAAUCAUCAAAGGAAAACGUGGUAUUACUGGACAAUUAAGUUAAAUCUUUUUCAACUUGAUCAUUUUCAUAUCUCUGUAUCACCUUAUGUUUGGUUUAUUCACUCAUCGAUUGUUAUUUAAUUGUCUUUUUGAUUACUCUCAUUGAUUGACUGAAUUUCAAUUUGUAAUUCAUUCAUCGAGUCAACGUUUUUAUUUAAGAAUGGCAACUACUCAACACAGUAAAAAGCGUGUCUGUUACUAUUAUGAUGGUGAUAUUGGAAAUUAUUAUUAUGGCCAAGGUCAUCCAAUGAAGCCACACCGAAUUCGAAUGGCUCACAAUUUAGUUCUUAACUAUGGAUUAUAUCGUAAAAUGGAAAUCUAUCGACCCCAUAAAGCUACACAGGAAGAAAUGACUAAAUAUCAUAGUGAUGAUUACAUUCGCUUUUUAAGGAGCAUCAGACCUGACAAUAUGAGCGAGUACAAUAAGCAAAUGCAAAGAUUCAAUGUUGGUGAAGAUUGUCCAGUAUUUGAUGGAUUAUAUGAAUUUUGUCAACUAUCAACUGGAGGUUCAGUCGCUGGAGCGGUUAAACUCAACAAACAAGCCGCAGAUAUUGCAGUUAAUUGGUCUGGUGGUCUGCAUCAUGCAAAAAAAUCAGAAGCCUCUGGAUUUUGUUAUGUUAAUGACAUCGUUCUUGCUAUUCUUGAAUUACUCAAGUAUCAUCAGCGAGUUUUAUACAUUGAUAUUGAUAUUCAUCACGGUGAUGGAGUUGAAGAAGCAUUUUAUACCACUGAUAGAGUGAUGACCGCCUCAUUCCAUAAGUAUGGUGAAUAUUUCCCUGGUACUGGUGAUCUCAGAGAUAUUGGUGCUGGUAAGGGUAAAUAUUAUGCUGUCAAUUUCCCUCUUCGUGAUGGUAUUGACGAUGAAGCCUAUGAAAGUAUCUUCCAGCCUCUCAUUUCAAAAGUAAUGGAAAUGUAUCAACCAAGUGCGGUUGUUUUACAAUGUGGUGCUGACUCUUUGUCAGGAGAUCGAUUGGGUUGUUUCAAUUUAACCCUUAAGGGACAUGGUAAAUGUGUCGAAUUUGUUAAAAAGUACAAUUUACCAUUACUUUUAGUCGGUGGAGGAGGUUACACAAUUCGUAAUGUUGCUCGAUGUUGGACUCAUGAGACUGCCGUUGCUCUUAAUUGUGAAAUACCCAAUGAGCUCCCAUAUAAUGACUACUUUGAAUAUUUCGGACCUGAUUUUAAAUUACACAUUAGUCCAUCUAAUAUGGCUAAUCAAAAUUCACCUGAAUAUCUUGAAAAAAUCAAAACUCGGCUUUAUGAGAAUCUUCGUAUGUUACCCCAUGCGCCUGGUAUUCAACAAACUGUCAUACCCGAGGAUGCACUUAAUGAAGAUAGUGAAGAUGAAGAUAAACAAGAUCCAGAUGAAAGGAUUAGCAUUCGUGCUUCCGAAAAGCGAAUCGCCAAAGAUGAGGAAUUUUCUGACUCUGAAGAUGAAGGUGACGGUCGUCGAGAUAUUCGAACCCAUAAACCCAGUAAGCCUAAAAGAGCAAAGGUUGAUGGUGAAACGGUUAAUAAAAGGCCGGAGGAUAAAAAAACUGAUGAAAUUCCAGAAGAAGCAAAGACUGAAGGAGAGAUUGAGAAAGAUGUUGUAAUGAAUACAAAUUCACAAUCUUCGGAAUCAGUUAAAGACCAAGAAUCAAGUAAAGAAGCGGUCAAAGAGACACCAAUGGAUCAAGCAAGCGCUGGAGACACAGCCACUGACAAUGGAACCCCUGCUACCAAGGAGUCAUCAUCCAAUGAAUCUAAAUCAGAAACACGGAGAUCGUUAGAGUUAAAAUGAAUACUCACUUGGGCUAUUUUAAUAAAUCUCAAUCUCCAUCUUAAAUAUUAUACAAAUAUGCAGUUUCAAUGGACAAAACAAUAACAGAAAACAACAAAAAAAAAAUAUUAAUACGCAUCAUCAUCACCAAUACCUUCCCAUUCAUACAUAUAAACACACGCGAACAAACAAUUAGCAAUCCAAUCGCUAAUCACACACAAUUCACACACAUUAAGCAUCCAGUGAGACUCAUUUCAAUAUGAAAAAAAUGAAGGAAUCGAUCGACUGGAUUAAGAUGAAUCACUCAAUUGUUUUUUUCUUCAAUGAUAAUGUCGCAAAUCAAUGAUCCCUUUCCAAACCCUCUCUCUCUCUCUCUUUCACUUCUUGUGCUUAAUCGUUCAAUUUGGUUUGUGUCUUCGAUACGAAAAACAAUGACCAGAAUAGGUCAUUUUCGAGCGUCCCACCAGAUUGUCUCAUCACAAUCAAUCAUCAUCAUCACCAUCACGAUUCACAUCAUCUUUACUUUUUUUAUACAAAAUCUCAUGGAAAUUCAAUGAGAUUAUCUCAUUGGAAGAUGAGAUUAGUUUACAAUAUACUUUUGACCUUUUCUAUUCUCCUCAUUAUCUUAGUAUUUUGAAUUAUCCAAUUUCCGCCAUUCUUCAUGUUUCCUUCUCCCUCCCUCUCUCUCUCUCUCUCUCUCCCUACAAUUAAAAUGUUCAUUAAUCACUAAUUAAUAUGGAUGAAGAAGGAUAAAUUUACAUUGAUUAAAUUAGUUUAUCUUCCAAUCUGAUUUGUUUCUGUUGAGUUUCCAUGUUGACCUUUCCGACUCUUUUGUUCAGUGUAUCUUUUUUUUUAAUCAACAAUUAACUAAUUGUGGUUUUCAUAAAAACGAAUUAAUUUAUCCCUUA